CAGUACUCUGCGCUCUCUUUACGUCCGGAGCCUUGGAGUAGGCGUUUCCGGCCAUUCAUACUCCUAGUCGGUCGUUCUUCUAGUUUCUGAUUUUGUACGCCAGCAGGCCAAGAGAGUGACGGCACCGCUAAGAUGAAGCUCGUGAGGUUUUUGAUGAAAUUGAGUCAUGAAACUGUAACUAUUGAAUUGAAGAAUGGAACACAGGUCCAUGGAACAAUCACAGGUGUGGAUGUUAGCAUGAACACACAUCUUAAAGCUGUGAAAAUGACCCUGAAGAACAGAGAACCUGUACAGCUAGAAACACUGAGUAUUCGAGGAAAUAAUAUUCGAUAUUUUAUUCUGCCAGACAGCUUGCCUCUGGAUACACUACUUGUGGAUGUGGAACCAAAGGUGAAAUCCAAGAAAAGGGAAGCUGUUGCAGGAAGAGGAAGAGGCCGAGGUAGAGGAAGAGGAAGAGGCCGUGGUAGAGGAAGAGGGGGUCCUAGGCGAUAAUGUCUUUCAAGAUUAUUGUUUCAAAGUGAUUUCAGAUAUUUUUUUGUACAGGUUUUUUUGUUUAUGCCAGUUUUUAACAAACAUAAAUGUGAGACAA
Chrysochloris asiatica (Cape golden mole) is the source of this 589-nucleotide messenger RNA. It is a transcript of the gene SNRPD1, whose product is annotated as small nuclear ribonucleoprotein D1 polypeptide 16kDa. NCBI's taxonomy places the organism in Eukaryota, Metazoa, Chordata, Mammalia, Afrosoricida, Chrysochloridae. Gene Ontology annotation, cellular component: U2 snRNP; pICln-Sm protein complex; commitment complex. Gene Ontology annotation, biological process: RNA processing; spliceosomal snRNP assembly. Gene Ontology annotation, molecular function: RNA binding. The record is from RefSeq and is a predicted model, not a curated record. Bases 133 to 492 code for a protein of 119 amino acids. The transcript has 4 exons.